CACACGCACACACACACGCACACACACACACACACACGGUAAUCCAGCAGGCUUGUGCCACUGUGCGUUCUGUACUUUUGGAAUUCUCAUGAAUUCCCAACGGAUGGUGGCAGGACGCUUCACAUUUUGUGGAUUUACAUCCAUCAGUAGCGUCACGUCAGAGCCUCUACGUUGGAGGGACUCAGCUGCACGGGACUCUGCUGAGCCCAAAAAUGAAGUCCCGGGCAGGCGUCACAGCUCUACUGCUGCCCAUCGCCUUCUCCAUCAGCUUGGUCCAAGUAUGUAAUGGCGCUGCAAUUGCUGUUUCAUGUGGUUCCAUCUACAAGAGUUUUGCACAGUGUUUGCUGACACUCGGGGACAGUUUGGUGGAAACACAAAAAGACAAGGACACGCAGGACAUUGACACAAUCUGCAGGUCCUGGAAUGACUUCCAUAUUUGUGCCAACACGGCCAUGUCUGGCUGUCCCAGAGAAGCGGCAGCAGUGUGGGAGUCCCUAAGACAAGAGUCCAAGAAGGCCCAGUUCUCUGGAAACCUCUACAACAUGUGCGCCAGCCUCACCACACUGGCACCUAGCACUGUGCCAGCCCCACUGACCCCUCCCACCUUGGAUCAGACCAACCAGGAAACACUGAAGGGGAGAACGCACCAGUGGAGCCCCUCUCUCACCGCAAUGACCCUUCCAAUAUGUAGCACUUUAAUAGCGCUGCUCAGGAUCUAGCUUUAUAUUUUACAAUGGAAUCAAGCAGGUGAAUUUGCAUAGUUUUUUUUUUUUUUUUUUUUGCUGAGAGACAUUCGUGUGGCUGCUUGUUGUACAUACAGAAUAUACAGCAUAGUACAGUGUAUAUUCUGACCUGAGUGCUGAUAGAAAUGCAACAGUGGGGCUGCCCAGGAACAUCAAUUACCCAUAAGCCCUCUCGUCAUUUAGGUGACCAGAUCAAGAGAAGAAUAAAGCCAGCUUUAUUCCUUUAAAUCACAAUGACAGUCAACAGUCAGAGAGAGUUGAUCCAAACACAUGAACACGGAUCACAGGUCAGGAGCGUUUGUGAUUAGGUCUCAAUCCUAAAAUCAGGAUUUCAGAGAGCGAGUCAGAAAGACUCCUUGUUACUUUUGUUUCAGCUUUAAAAUGUAUUUUAGCACGAUCAGAUUAAAUGCCUCUCUCUCUGAGAGAAGCCAACCUAAUUGAAAUAUUUUUGGUCAAGACAAGUGGACUGCAAACAGCUGCCAGCUAUUGACUGAACUUACUUUUUUUGGUAAAAAUUUAAAAAUAAAGCCAGGACAAAUUAUAUUAUUGAGAUAUAAAUCAAAUCUCUUCAGAAAUAACUCCUUAUUUUUUUUCCCUAAACACAUGCACAUUUUGAGUAUGAGUCAUUUGUACCGCAACGGCGCGAUGUGUUUGUUGUAACGCUUUAAAAAAAAAAAAAAAAAAACCUUACAUUUCUCUCUUUUUGUGUUGGUAGUUGGAGCUGCUCUACUACGUCAACAGACAGUCGAUUAACAGAGAAUACCUUUGAGACAUAAAAACAUAAAAACAAAGUCACUGAGCAAUAAAAGGUUACCAGUAAUGGGGUAAUGACGAUACAUUCAUUUAAAAAAUUUUUUUUUGACAAUUGUGCAAAUGAUGCCGAGUCCUCCAGCAAUUUGGAGUAGUUUGAAAAAACUAAUAAAACAAUAGUCUGGUACAGUGCCAUUGUGCAAAUGGUGCAGAGACUUCGAGAAAUGUAUGCAGUUUAAAGUGACUAGUAGUGCGAUAAUCUGGAACAGUGUCAAUUGUGCAAAUGGUGCAGAUACUUCUCAAGCACAUGAGUGGCCAGUAUUGGUGAACAACAGAUUUGCAAGUCGUGCAGAGUGGCGAGACUACUACAUUGAGUGCACAAAUAAUGCAGAAUUGGCCCAACAGAGACGUGACAACAAUCUCAAGACUAAAUUGGCUGCAUGUUACAAUGUAAUUGUAAGUUAACUGUUUAAGAAGUUAAUGGCAAGAGGGAAGAAGCUGUUGGUAUGUCUUCUACUUUUGGUUUGCAUUGUUCGAUAGUAGCGCUCCCGCUGGAGACUCCAUUGUUCUGUUGGGGGACUUCAAUGCUCACAUGGGUAAUGACAGUGAGACCUGGAAGGGCGUGAUUGGGAGGAACGGCUCCCCCCCGAUCAGAACCCGAGUGGUGUUCUGUUAUUGGACUUCUGUGCUCGUCACGGAUUGUCCAUAACGAACACCAUGUUCAAGCAUAAGGGUGUCCACACGUGCACCUGGCACAAGGACACCCUAGGUCACAGUUCGAUGAUCGACUUUGUGGUCUUGUCAUCGGACUUGCUGCCGCAUGUUUUGGACACUCUGGUGAAGAUAGGGGCGGAGCUGUCAACUGAUCACCACCUGGUGGUGAGUUGGCUCCGAUGGUGGGGGAAGAUGCCGGUCCGACGUGGCAGGCCCAAACGUAUUGUGAGGGUCUGCUGGGAACGUCUGGCAGAAUCCCCCGUCAGAAGGUUUUUCAACUCCCACCUCCAACAGAACUUUGCUCAUGUUCCGGGGGAGGCGGGGGACAUCGAGUCCGAGUGGACCAUGUUCCACGCCUCCAUUGCUGAGGCGGCCGACCGGAGCUGUGG
This is a messenger RNA of Phycodurus eques (leafy seadragon), 2596 nucleotides long. It is a transcript of the gene nrn1lb, whose product is annotated as neuritin 1-like b. The record is from RefSeq and is a predicted model, not a curated record. The transcript is spliced from 3 exons. NCBI's taxonomy places the organism in Eukaryota, Metazoa, Chordata, Actinopteri, Syngnathiformes, Syngnathidae. Gene Ontology annotation, biological process: nervous system development; neuron projection extension. Gene Ontology annotation, cellular component: plasma membrane. Bases 213 to 719 code for a protein of 168 amino acids.